GUAGUAUGAGAUGUAAGAUCAGAGUGAAUGAGUGAUAACCGAAGAUGUUAGUGUAGUGCAAGUGCGAAUUCCGGAAUUACUUUUGUUGAAAUGCUGAGGCCCAAGCGGCCUCAGAGAUCCCCUCGAGGUUGAUAGGAUAAUACUCCAGGGACAAAGGUCAAUUUCUGGCCUGAAAUGACUUGCUAAUAGGAUGCACAAUAGCUGCCUUGUUUGGAUGCCACUGGGGGAAUUGCUGCUUUAUCUAUGGUUGUGAAUUAUGAUAAAUUGGUGGGUAAUUUAGAGGCUGCAAAAGUUUUUGUGCGGUUCCCUGAUAUCAGGUGGUUGAUGCUCAUACAUUGUAAAUUUGUAACGUGUUUUUGAAACGUCCAUUUAAAUUCUAGCCUUUGUCAUAUCAUGUCUGAUACUUAGGACAACUGGCUGAUGAUAGUUGGGUCUUGUGAUCAGCCUAAGAUGAAUGCAAAGAAUAAUCAGAACGCCUAUGGGAUGAACAAAUCCCUAGCUUUUGGUCCUUGGUCAGUGAGCUGGGUGGAAGACUGCCAUGGGUUUGUGGCUCCUUAAUGGAGAGAGGAAAUUGCAAGGAGGCAUUUCACAAAUUCAUUGGACAGCCAGUUUCGAUAUUCUGUUCUAGCCGAACGGAUGCAGGUGUUCAUGCUUUAUCAAAUAUUUGCCAUGUUGAUGUGGAGCGGAUAAGUAAAAGGAAGCCUGGUGAAGUGUUAACACCCCAUGAGCCUGGAGUUGUAAAACGUGCUGUGAACCACUUUCUACAGAGGAAUGAAGGUGACAUAAUGGUGACUGACGUUCGCUGCGUUGCACCAGAUUUUCAUGCUAGAUAUAAAGCUCUCGAGCGCACAUAUCACUAUCGCUUGCUUUCUGGACCUGAGUCAACAUCAGUCUUUGAGAAAAACUCUGCUUGGCACAUAUCUGAGGAUUUGGAUAUUCAGGCAAUGAAGAAAGCAUGCAGCAUACUUGUUGGGCAUCAUGAUUUCAGUUCAUUUCGGGCAGCUGGAUGUCAGGCAAACUCACCAAUGAGAACUCUGGAUGAACUGAAUGUUACAGAAGUAUUCCCUUUCAUGUUUUUUCCUUCAAGCAUAGAACGAUCAGAGAUGGAAUCAUCAGAUGGGUCUCUUAUUUAUUCGAGGACACCAGCCUUAGAACCCUCUCGGAAAGAAUCUGAUGAUUCCUGUACAAGCAGUGGGAAAUCAGAAUCUGAGAACGGAAAAGAAUUUGGAUCAAGAUUAAGGCACCGCUGCUUUGUAGUUACUGCAAGGGCACGGUCUUUUCUUUACCAUCAGGUAAGGUUGAUGGUUGGUCUUCUAAAAUCUGUUGGGACAGGCGAUCUAACAACUGCAGAUGUUGAGAGAAUUUUGAAUGCAAAAAAGGUGACUGCUGCACCUCCUAUGGCACCUGCUUGUGGUCUAUACCUUGCUAACGUGAAAUACGAUCUGAACGUUUGAAGACAAAUUUUAUCAAAUGGCUUCUGUUGCUGGGCGUCCAAGUUUUGUCAGCUGUUGGCUAUCAAAGGAUCAGGUUCUUGAAUCGUCAUGAAUCCAAAUUCCAAAAGCAGCAUAAGCGGAAAAGGACCGGCUUUAUUCUCGUCAGUUUGUGCUGUGUAUUCAGAUAAUCAGAUGCUUAGAUUUUGUGUACAUGCUUUAGAAGGUUAAAAUGUUUCAUACAUCAUGACAUUUUGAGACGCAACACGUGCUGAUAGUUCCAAGUUCUGAUGAUUUGUAAACUUGGCGAUGACGGUAGUCGGAAGAGGUAACUGCUUACCUACCUCAUGCGAAUUGCAGCGGUGUGGUCUA
This is a messenger RNA of Setaria italica (foxtail millet), 1802 nucleotides long. Its product is annotated as tRNA pseudouridine synthase A. Lineage: Eukaryota; Viridiplantae; Streptophyta; Magnoliopsida; Poales; Poaceae. The record is from RefSeq and is a predicted model, not a curated record. The coding region runs from base 558 to 1454 and encodes 298 amino acids. Gene Ontology annotation, molecular function: pseudouridine synthase activity; RNA binding. The transcript has 11 exons. Gene Ontology annotation, biological process: tRNA pseudouridine synthesis.